Molecule: messenger RNA, 1209 nt
Organism: Dicentrarchus labrax (European seabass)
Lineage: Eukaryota; Metazoa; Chordata; Actinopteri; Moronidae
Gene: rmi2
Product: RecQ mediated genome instability 2
Exons: 2
Coding region: 101-541 (146 amino acids)
Biological process (GO): negative regulation of double-strand break repair via homologous recombination; DNA repair; regulation of sister chromatid segregation
Cellular component (GO): nuclear speck; cytosol
Source: RefSeq, a predicted model, not a curated record
CACACCCACAACUUCCGGCGUAACAUUUUACUUGGCGGGACGCGUGUAAUACAAACUUUCCCAGCCUCGGACCACCGUCGGAGGACAGCAGCAGACUGUAAUGUCCAAAACUUUGAACACAACCGUAGAGAGGAAACGCCCGCCGCCCGUUAAAGUGCUGUCCGGUCAGCUGAGGACGGCGGAGAACUGGGGGACCGCCGACAGCGGAGAUGGGUGUGUUAUCAGGCUGGGCAGGGGUCGCUCUCUGCCGGUCUCACUGGUGUGGAUGCAGGGAACUGUACUGGAGGUCCAGUUGGACAGAAACACCGUGCUGCUGAUGGAUGAGACGGGGACCUUUGCUGUUCAAGGUGUCAACAACAUCCCCAAGGGGAAGCCAUGUUUGUCCCAAGGCAAAUAUGUCAUGGUGAUGGGUGUCAUCCAGGCCGUCUCCCCGGAGCCAGUCAUCCGUGCAGUGAAGAUGGCAGACCUCUCCGAGCUCGCCGCGCUUCACAGGCGGAUGUGGAAGCUGGAGGUGGAGGACCUGCAGCAGGUGCUGGCCUGAAUGCAGAGCUGUUGGUGGAAAUUCCACCUUCCCUGGUGGCAGUACGACCUGCUCCUGUCAUGUCUGUGCAGCUGGGUAGGCAGUAUUUAAGGGAUUCUUGACAAAUGGAGGGAAAAAAAACUCCGGACUGAACGGCACAUUCUCCUAAGAUGUCAGGAUACUGACCGGGAGGUGUGAUGCAAGAGUGACAAAGACAUGACAUGACAUGGGAAAGCUGUAUUUACACUGUGACGUGUGACACAGUUAAAUAAUAGAAGUUAUUUCUCACAUGACUCCUACUCCGAGGAGGUCAGUCUUAUAGAGAAGAAGUAGAGCUGUAGGACUAAUGCUGGAUUUCUAUUUCUAUGUUCUGAGGUUUUACGGUGUAAUAAACAUGUACCUGAAGUGCACCUCUUGAGGAUAAUUGCCAACAUACAGAUAAAACACACAAGUUUUCCAGCUAAAGGAAUAACCUUACCAACCAUCCUCCUUUUAAAUAAUUAUUCUGCAGGAGGAGAAUAACACCAUCCAGGUACGGGGGCAUCUUGUAUCAUUAACUUAUCUUUGGAAAUGUCAUGUCAGAUUAUAUCACUAGCGUAAUGUUUUGUAAUAAUUUGGUAUUCAUUUGAAUAUAAGAUGCCAGAUGGUUUUACAAAUAUUCAAUAAAGAUGACAGAUGAUUUUCAAGUA